Messenger RNA from Hyaloscypha bicolor E, 516 nucleotides. RefSeq lists its product as uncharacterized. The coding region runs from base 1 to 516 and encodes 171 amino acids. Lineage: Eukaryota; Fungi; Ascomycota; Leotiomycetes; Helotiales; Hyaloscyphaceae. The transcript has a single exon. The record is from RefSeq and is a predicted model, not a curated record.
AUGGACCAAAUCCGGGCGAAGUACGAUACAAAAAUUACUACGUGCAUCCUUCAAACCCCUCCAAUAGUAAUGGGACUUGAAUUUUGGGGUCGUUUCAAACAUUUGUGUGAGAGAGGAGAGAUCGCUUGCCCUUUGCAAUACGAAGAUGGAAGGAAGGAGAAGGAGCGACUGAAUCGAGCGCACCAACUUGGCGCGGGAAACACACUUGCUCUUCUCGACCUCCAACAAUCACUACUAUCUUGGGACACCCCCGAAACGUCCACAACGCCGACAACGAAAAUAGAACAAUCAACCGUCCGCUCUAUCGAUGGCACAGAGGUAUAUCCUCGGCAAACUACUGGAAGACGACAUCGCUUACCCCUUCUAAGACUCGAUUCGCCUCCAAGAACAGCGAACUUCUGGAUCAAAUCUAACAGAACGAAAAACGAAAAACACCGAUUUGGAGAUAAAUGGUGCCUUCAAGAGAGAUGCGAGGUGGCUUCAGGAUAUUGGGAACAGAGGGGUGACGCAAAGUGA